This is a messenger RNA of Schizosaccharomyces octosporus yFS286, 1962 nucleotides long. Its product is annotated as serine carboxypeptidase. The record is from RefSeq and is a predicted model, not a curated record. NCBI's taxonomy places the organism in Eukaryota, Fungi, Ascomycota, Schizosaccharomycetes, Schizosaccharomycetales, Schizosaccharomycetaceae. The transcript has 2 exons. Gene Ontology annotation, biological process: apoptotic process; proteolysis. Gene Ontology annotation, cellular component: trans-Golgi network. The coding region runs from base 136 to 1683 and encodes 515 amino acids. Gene Ontology annotation, molecular function: serine-type carboxypeptidase activity.
CUUCUUCGUAUUUACAGAGCUCUAACGUUCUUGAAGGACCAUCUUCUCUAGCAAGCAUCGCAGGUUGUACUUUACCCAUAUCAGUCGUUCCUCAAUUGGAGGAGCAAUUGAGCCGUUUUAUACAUUCGUUUCAUAAUGUUCUCCUUUCGUAAAAUAUGGGCUUCUGUCAGCGUGUUAGUUGCUCUCUUUGGACUUACUGUGGCAGAAGCUGUUGAACAGCAAAAGUCAUGGCUUGUGGAUUCACUACCAGGUAUCCCUGAUGACUAUACGCAAAGAAUGUAUUCUGGUAAUUUGGGAAAAGACGAACAACUAAAUGGGGAUCUGUUCUUCUGGAUGUUUGAAUCGGCAAAUGCUAGCUUUGCAAACAGGACUAUAAUAUGGUUGAACGGUGGUCCGGGUUGUUCUUCAGAAGAUGGUUCCUUAAUGGAAGUUGGGCCUUUACGUAUGGGAGGCAAUGGUACAUUCCAUUUAAAUCAAGGACGAUGGGAUGAACUUGGUAAUAUCUUGUUUGUCGAUCAGCCAAAAGGCACCGGAUUUUCGUAUUCGUUAGAUGAUGACUACAUGAGUGAUAAUCAUGAGAUGGCCGAAGAGUUUUCUAUUUUCUUUGAGAAGUUCCUGGCUGAAUUUCCUGAACGGGCCAACGACACUUGGUAUAUUUCUGGUGAAUCGUACGCCGGUCAGUAUAUUCCAUAUGUCGCCUCAAAACUUAUAGAAAAGGAUUUAGUUCGUUUGGGUGGUCUAGCUAUCGGAAAUGGGUGGAUUCAACCCAUUUCACAUUACAAUACCUACUUGAAUUAUUUAGUAGAAAAGGGGAAGUUAGACCUGUAUACUGAACAGGGUCAAUAUCUUCAUCAUUCAUGGGCGGAUUGUAUGUUGGCGCUUGAGCAAUUGCAAUCUGGCUCAGGCGAUGUUGAAAAAUGUGAGAAUUUUCUUUACGAUAUAAUGUUCAUGCUUUCAGACAAACCGGGAAACACAUGCAUGAAUAUGUAUGACAUUAGUCUGGAGUCUAGUUACCCUCUUUGCGGCAUGGACUGGCCCGCAGAGCUUGAAAACCUGACUCCUUAUUUGAGCAAGCCCGAGGUAUUGCAAGCAUUACAUGUAAACACUACUUAUGUAAAGGAGUGGAAAGAAUGCAGUAAUGACGUUUCAAAUAACUAUGCUCGUGAAGGAAUUGAUUCAUCUGCAAAUCUCAUCAAAGAUUUGGCAUCGAAGAUUCCUAUUAUGUUAUUUUAUGGUGAAAAUGACUUUCUUUGCAAUUAUUUGUCAGGUGAAGAUUUACUUAAAUCUUUGGAAUGGAAUGGCGAAGUUGGUUUUGGAAAUGCUUCUUGGUCCAGCUGGUAUACCGGAGACUCUACUGAUGAGCCAGCCGGAAGUUAUAUUCAAGCUCGAAACUUAACGUUUGCUCGUAUUGCAAAAGCAAGUCAUAUGGUUCCUUAUGAUCAUCCGAUCGAAAUGAAGACGUUGGCGGCGGCAUUCUUUGAUAAUGACAUUCAACGUUUACCUACUCAUCCUUCAGAACAUCUGCCAGAUCCAGGACACGCAAGACAUAGUAAAUGGCUGUAUUUAAGCCUUCUUCCUGUUGGAUUGACGGUUUCGGGAUUAUUUGGCCUUUAUGUUUGUCGUAAAUUCCAGUUAUUUGGACUGAAAGAGGCGUCUUAUGAAGCUUUGCCUGGAAGCCCAUAAACUUAUUUAUGUCAUUCGUUUUUUAAUUUGGGCCUAAUUCUAUUAUAAUUCAGUAUUUGUCUGGAUACAGCGUAGUACAGCUGAGUUGAAGACAUUUCUUUUGUGAAUGUGCCCCUCUUUUUACAAGGUUUCUGUAAUGCGUUUAGGUAAAUCAACCAUCUACUUUACUUGAUUUGAUCUAUUUUAUUUAGUCUGUUUUAUACUAUUUGAUAUUAUGAUUUUUUUUUCUAAUUACAUUUCAUUCGACUUAUACUUUUAGAGAAGGUAAAUUCCGCAAUG